AUGGCUCCCUUCAACAAAGGUGUUUCCACAUAUCAUUGCAUCCAAGGCCUCUACUGGAGAGAAUCCAAUGGCGAGCUCUUAGCUGUCGAAGGCAGCAAUUCGAAGUCGCUUCCGGAAGCAUGGCCACAGUUGAAGGCGGAGAUUUGUUCUGCGGAUGCGUCAUGGACCCAGUCACUUGCUUCAGACAACUUCAGCAUCUGGGCAGAACGGUUUAUCCUCCUCGAAACUCACUUCCAGCCCUUCAGCAACAUAUCAGAUUCAUCUACACCAUGGGCAGCGAAGAACCGCGCUGUCUGUGAUACAAUCGCGGAGAUCUUCGAGCGCAAACUCAAGAAUCUUUCUAAAGACGAUCAGUGGGACAUCUGCGGGCGUGAAGGCUUCCUCAACCGGGUGUAUGGUUUUGUCGACAAGAACCUUCCAAUCCUUCUGGCAUUGCCUGCUUUUCCGUGCAAGUCGCCUAAUCCCAACAAAGCUGGCGGUAUUAUGCCGGAUCUUGCAGAGAAUAUCGCAUUAGACGUACUUUACGAUUUCAUCAAGGAAGUAAACGCCGUGUACGAGCCAGGAGCGACUAUGUGGAUUAUCAACGAUGGACACGUCUUUUCCGACUGCAUUGGUGUUGACGACGAGAUGAUUGACACAUACGAUGCCUGCAUGGCCGAAAUUUACAAGGAGCGUUUCCCUAACCAGACUGCACCUGUUCAAGCAAUGGACUUUAAGGGCUUGAAAAACAUCUUCAACGCCAACUCUGAGGGCUUCCAGAGCUUGAAGAAAGUUGUCGGUAACUCGCAUAAAAUGCCACACCCAGUCAAGACAAAGAUGACGGGUGAAGCGGAGCUGUGCAGAAUGCUCAUGCUGGGUAUUGGUGGUGCUGAUCGUGCUUAUAUCCGCUCGCUCAUUGAACAGCAAGAGCCAGAUACGCUCGGAUUGUACCGCGGCCAGACCCGGUUCAUGCUCGAAGAUCUUGCCGACGUUCCUUCGGUCAAAUCCCUCAGUGGCAAGCAGAAGAAGAAGACUGCCGCCCUUGUAGCCGAGGAAAUGAUCUCUCGGAACCAGGGGUACUCGAACCUAGUUGAGCUUUUGUUGCCAAACUACGUUCGUUUGUCAAUCCACGCUCACAACAACAAAGGCCCUAAGUUCGCCAUCCGCUUGCUCCCUAAGCAUAUGGUCCGUCCUAUCGACAGUCUUGAGAAUCGCCUGGAGCCUGUAGCCGCAUAUGAGUUUCAAAUUCCGACACCUUGGCACAACUGCAUGAUCAAGGUAGAGGGUGACGACUUCAUUUAUCUUGCUCGUUCCGCUGUUGCUAAGAAGGCUUUGGCGAGCUCCGAGUACACAGGCUCCUGGAUCAAUGGACCCGAUGGCUCGUAUUACAGCUUGAAGCGUGCUGCAGCUCGUCUGCCCACCCCUGCAAAGCUGAUCAUCCCUCAACUGGCAGUCGAAAAAGUUACCAUCUUCGACGAGAAGAAGGGGCCUAUUGUGGUCGUCUCUCCAAUGGCAGAGAAGCUACGCCCGAUUGUCAUCUGCUCUCCAGUUGUUGGAAGGAAAAGUCCCAUUGUCGUCACAAACCCAACAGAUGGCGGGAGACCAAUUGUUAUCUGCUCACCACAGGCAAGGAGGAAUAUUUCCUCUCUGUGGUCACCUGUGCUGCAGAAAGUCCGCAACCCUGUUGGCUCUCCUAUCGUUCGUACCAAGACUUCCAUCGCGAUUUGCUCUCCUGUCACCGAGAAGAACGGCGCACAGACGCCUAUCGAGUCUCGCCCCUUCAAGCGUGUUGACUCGCAUUGGGUCCGUCCAGGAGAGCAGACCAGCAGGCUACGCUCCUUCAUUCAAGCAAAUCUUCCUCAGCUUCGAUCCCAGGCAGUGUAGCGGCUUUUUCUUAUCUACAACAUCUCGCAUGCUUUUCAAGUUGGAUUCUCUGUUCACUAUGUUUGAUUUCAGCGAAUACCUAGGGAGCUACUUAGAUAGUAUGCUUUGGCAUUUGCACUGGCGUUCUUUGAGGUCUUCCUUUUCAAUAUAUCAUUUAGUAGGGGCGGUCGUAGCUUGCAGUUCAGUAGCACGACAUCGUUUAAUCAUUACUAGCUUUUCUGAACCUUUGUACAUCUGUGGUGCAACAU
Messenger RNA from Boeremia exigua, 2111 nucleotides. Its product is annotated as Pyoverdine/dityrosine biosynthesis protein-domain-containing protein. Bases 1 to 1863 code for a protein of 620 amino acids. NCBI's taxonomy places the organism in Eukaryota, Fungi, Ascomycota, Dothideomycetes, Pleosporales, Didymellaceae. The record is from RefSeq and is a predicted model, not a curated record. The transcript has 3 exons.